AUGGCUAAAAACGCACCAAACAAAAGACAAUAUUCUGAUGAUUAUAUUAAAUAUGGCUUUUCCUUUGUUGAGAAAAGGGGAACUCAAUUACCGCAGUAUAUUAUCUGUCAAAGCGUUCUGAGCAACGAUGCAAUGCGACCUAGUCGUUUGGAUAGACAUUUGUUUACGAAUCAUUUCGCUGUGGAAGACAAGCCGGUUGAUUUUUUUAUAAUGAAAAAAGACAGUCUUGAGCGCAUGAAACUUGAUGCGACUGGAAGUUUUCGAUUAAACAAUGAUAAAGCUGUUGAGGCUUCUUACAUGAUUGCCUUGUUGAUAGCAAAAGAUAAAAAGCUUUAUACCAUCGAUAUUAAAAGGUUUCUAACAGAAGUGGCAAGACAAUUAGUGCCAAAUAAUGAAGAACUCGAAGAAACUGAAAAUUUGGGAUAG
Messenger RNA from Diorhabda sublineata, 426 nucleotides. Its product is annotated as zinc finger BED domain-containing protein 5-like. The transcript is spliced from 2 exons. The record is from RefSeq and is a predicted model, not a curated record. NCBI's taxonomy places the organism in Eukaryota, Metazoa, Arthropoda, Insecta, Coleoptera, Chrysomelidae. The coding region runs from base 1 to 426 and encodes 141 amino acids.